Messenger RNA from Atta colombica, 1071 nucleotides. Its product is annotated as dual specificity protein phosphatase 15. The transcript has 7 exons. The coding region runs from base 19 to 1071 and encodes 350 amino acids. The record is from RefSeq and is a predicted model, not a curated record. NCBI's taxonomy places the organism in Eukaryota, Metazoa, Arthropoda, Insecta, Hymenoptera, Formicidae. Gene Ontology annotation, molecular function: protein tyrosine/serine/threonine phosphatase activity. Gene Ontology annotation, biological process: protein dephosphorylation. Gene Ontology annotation, cellular component: cytosol.
CGACAUCGCGCCGGCAUCAUGGGGAAUGGCAUGAACAAGGUGCUUCCUGGUCUUUACGUAGGUAAUUAUCAGGAUAGCAAGGACGCCGAUCAAUUGGAGCGUUUCGAAAUCACGCAUAUUCUGGCUAUUCACGACACAGCUCGUCGUUUGCAUUCCGACAAGCAUUAUUUAUGCAUCUUAGCCGCCGACAGUCCUGAUCAGAAUUUGUCGCAAUACUUUUCUCUGUGCAACGACUUUAUUCAUGCCGCCCGUCUUCGCGGCGGAAACGUUCUGAUCCAUUGUUUGGCGGGAAUGUCGAGGAGCGUGACAGUAGCGGUGGCUUAUAUCAUGAGCACCACCAAUCUAUCUUGGAAAGAAGCGCUCAAAGUCGUUAGAGUCGGUCGUUCGAUUGCAAAUCCGAAUGUUGGUUUUCAACAACAGCUCAAGGAUUUCGAGUCUAGUCGUUUACAAGACGAGCGUAAUAGGUUGAAAGAACGAUUCCCUAGCCUCGCUCUCGCCGAGUCCGACGCGGAAGUCUGCAGAUCCACCCUGAGGAAUUACGAAACAUUGGCUCUAGCGAAAGAGGUUUGCGAAGGUAAAUGCGCCAUGGGACGCACUUGUCCGACCGGGCUUUGUCGUCAGACAACUAAGAGGACUCUGAGAAGGAAGUCAUCCACCAGCAGUAUCGGAAGCGUGUCAUCUGGCAGGACACCUCCGCAAACACCACGGAUGUUACCAUCCGCACCACCCUCACCGGCUUUGCACAGAUCAUCUAGCGUUAUGUCCACAUCGAGACCGAGGAGUGGACCGGCAGGAUUGCAUUCUUAUACAGGAGGAUCCGCUCCUCCUUCUAGGGCUGUGUCGAGGGUGGAUCUUUCGGCGGCGGUCGCCUGCAGCAGCAGCAACACCAAUCUCUCCGCCGUAGGCAGAUCGAGUGCGUUCUCUAGUAACAAUUGGAGAUUGACCGCCGGUUCCGCGCCGAAUACGCCGAGACCGACACCGCCGGUCUCGCCACAACGCUGGCCAAGGCGACUCUCGAAUCGGCCGCAAUUGCCGGCACCACCGGAAUCGCAUCCUUCGACGAUGACGUAG